Molecule: messenger RNA, 1917 nt
Organism: Daldinia decipiens
Lineage: Eukaryota; Fungi; Ascomycota; Sordariomycetes; Xylariales; Hypoxylaceae
Exons: 3
Coding region: 1-1917 (638 amino acids)
Source: RefSeq, a predicted model, not a curated record
AUGGACAUCCCAAGAUGCGCACCAAGGGAACCGGGAGGCUCGCCGCCGGCCAUAUACAUCGAGGGAUCGAGCCACUUCGAUCACUAUGGAGGCUCGGGCCGGUCUCAUAUGCAAUCGAGAUUCCAAUCCUCUCUAGCCUCUUCUACCCCUAUGCCGAUAUCUAACAGCCGCCGCCUCGCUGAGGACGAUGCACCGCCGCCACUACCUCCUCCGAAAUACCUACCUGGGCUUGGACAGCCGGCUCCUACUCGACACGACCGUAUCCCAUCGAUUGAUUCCAAUGCAAGCUGGGAUAGUACUAGACAAGAAUUGGAGCAGGAUCGGCCUCCGUAUGGUAGGGCUGAUACCGAUCGCGGAAUAGGCCGGCCUCAUAGAGACGAAGGCUAUCAUAGUCUCAACUCCACCAUCUCGUCGUUAGGAUCCCAGGACUCUCUCCCCAAGAAACUCUUCAUGUCUCAUGACCAGUACCAGUUUAACAGGCCGAACAGCAACGACUAUGACAGCUCGUUAAUCAAGAAGCUGGACUCCAGACGAACAUUUGACAACAGGACCCCGCCUCGGCGGUCUGCUCUCAGUGCUUCCGUGUCGAACUUGACUGCACACGAGCAACGUCUGCACACCCAACCAACACCUAUUUCUCUUCCUAUUCGGCCGAGCAAUAAGCUGGUUAUCGAUUCACCCGGCCGUUAUACGGACACUCCCCCACAGUCUGCACUCUCCCCGCGUGGGCCUUCGUUCUACGGGGCUUCGAGUAGUGAAUAUCGUUCGCCUAUAGAACCUAUGGAUCUAGAUCGAUCGCCUUUUGCGCGAACGAGAAGGAAUAACAGCGGUUCAUUACCCGAUGAUGCAACGAUAUCCACGCACAGCAGCUACGACAAUGCAGAUGACAAUGACUUUACGAUGGAGGAUAGGUCGCAAACUGAGGACUACAUGUUGCGGUCAGAGCACCAGGCCAUUGGGCAGAAGAGACGGGCGUCUUCACCGCCUGGGGAUGACGUCCCGAUGCAAGGCAUAUCCGGAUUAUGCGACCCAUUACGACGUCGUGAGGGCGCAUCCAGAGCAUCACCAACACCACGUCUCGCCGGCAUCCCUCCCGGUUCUAUUCCUUCCGUCCCAUCCACCACGCGAAGUGGAUCUUUUGCUUCAAAUGCCUCACUUACCACCAACCUGUCAAGUAUCAAUUCUUACACUGGGAGAUCGCCUGGCGGCUUAUCUAGUGGAGGACUUUCUCCCGUUGACGUCAUCUCAAACUCGCCUUAUAGUUCUCUCGGUCACUCGCCACGCGCUUCGCUUGCGCGUGUCCCCCACCAGCGUAACCUUAGUAGUGAAACCAGACGUCUCGCCUCACCCCGUAAAGUGAGUGAAGUAUCUAAAACCGGUAUCUCGAAGAUACCUGGUGGUUUCUUCAUGUGCGAAUGCUGUCCUAAAAAGCCCAAAAAAUUUGAGACGGCAGAAGAACUAAGCGCUCACGAGGCCGAGAAGCAAUACGAAUGUUCGUUUUGCGGUAAUCGGUUCAAGAACAAGAAUGAAGCAGAGCGCCAUCAAAAUAGCCUGCAUGUAAGGCGACAUAGCUGGUCGUGCUCUGCAUUACUUCUUUCGCGCUACGACCGCGCGUUUCACGAGAGUACCAACCGACCUGGUGAAGCAGAUACAUGUGGUUACUGCGGAGAGGAAUUUGAGCGCCACGGUGGUGUUGGGCGUCCACGACAGCCAACAGAGCAGGAUUGGGAUGAACGACUGAAACAUCUUCAAGAGGUGCAUAAAUUCCGCGAAUGCAACUCGAGCAAGAAAUUUUACCGUGCAGAUCAUUUUCGACAGCAUCUAAAGCACAGUCAUGCGGGGACCAGUGGUAAAUGGACUAAUAUGUUAGAAAAUGCAUGCAUGCUCGAUGAAGAGCCACCACAACCGUCGAGAUGA